AAACAAAUUACACCUUCUACUCGUAUAUAACCUCGCCGGAAACCGGAGUAAACUUCCAUUGUAAAAAUUACAGCUUUAUGCUCAAAUGUCGACUCAAAAGUUUUACCAAAGUGCACAGCAACUUUUUCCCAAAAAACCAAAUGAAGAAAUUGCUAAAUUGAUCUCCAAUACUCUGAUAAAAAAUUUCAGGUCUACAAAGGAAAUUCUCCUAUCUCUAAUUCCCUACCUAAAUCCCCAAGUAACCCAUCUUGUUCUUUCAAACCCAUCUGUCCCUACACAAUCUUGUUUAAGUUUCUUUAAAAUUCUCCAAAAAAAUCAACCUUUCGAAAGACCCAAUCUUGAAGCACAUAUAUCCUUGUUUUUGCGCUUGUAUAGAGCCAGGAAGUUUGCUGAAGCCAAAAGUACAUUGCAUACUGUUGCUGCUGAUGAUAGUAUAAGGAAACCAAUUUCAGAAAUAGCUUCUUUUUUGGGUGAAAAUCAUGUAGAACAUAACGUUAUGGGGAAGAUGUUUGACAUGCUGUUUAGGGUUUAUGUUGAUAAUAUGAAGUUUAAGGAAGCUCUUGAGGUUUUUGAGUAUAUGAGGAAUGGUGGGUUUGAGAUAGAUCACAGGUCUUGUAUGGUUUACUUACUUGCUAUGAAAAGGCGAAAACAGUAUGACUCGCUGGUUGAGUUUUUCGAGAUGAUGGUUGAAUUUGAUGUGAGAACUACUGUGUAUUCUAUGACGAUGGUUAUAGACGGGUUGUGUAAAGUAGGAGAGGUUAGCAAGGCAAGAAAACUCAUGGAUGAAAUGGUUAGUAAAGGGGUGAAACCAAAUGUGUACACUUACAAUACAUUAUUAGAUGCUUGUAUGAAGAAGCCAGAUUUCGUGGCUCUGAAGGAGAUUUUGAUGACAAUGGAGAAAGAGGGGUUGGAUCUCAAUGUGACAAGUUAUACUCUUCUGAUUGACGGGUAUCGUAAUUUUGGUAAUCUUAAAGAGGUUGAGAGGUUGUUUAGGGAAAUAGAAGGGAAAGGCAUAGAGCCAGAUGUUCAUUUAUGCACCUCUAUGAUUAGUGGUUUUAGUAAGUUAGGUAAUGUCAAAAAAGUUUUUUCAGUGUUUGAUGAAAUGGUGGAGAGAGGUCUCGUUCCGAAUGCUCACACAUAUGGAGCUUUGAUAAAUUGCUUGUGCAAGGCUGGACAGAUGCAAGCAGCUGAAGUUUUACUUAAUGAGAUGCAAAGUAAGGGGAUUGACAUAAGUCGAGUUAUAUUUAAUACAAUGAUGGAUGGUUACUGUAAGCAAGGUAAUAUAGAUGAAGCAUGGAGGCUGCAGAAAAUUAUGGAGGGCAAAGGGCAUGAGUCUGAUGUAUAUGUUUAUAACAUAAUUGCUACUGGAUUGUGUAAGUUAGAUCGGCGCGAUGAAGCAAAGACGUGGUUGUUCUCAAUGGUAGAUCGAGGCGUAGCUCCAAAUGAAGUUGCUUAUACAACUUUGAUCACUAUUUAUUCUAAGGAAGGAAAUUUUGUUGAAGCAAAAAGAACACUUCAUGAGAUGGAAACUAAGGGAGUUAAGCCUAAUACGGCAACGUACAAUACCUUGAUAGAUGGUUAUUGCAAGAAGAGUAUGAUGAAGGAAGCAUAUAAGCUAAAGACUGUUAUGGAAUGUAAGGGCCUGAAGCCUGAUCUCUAUACAUACACCUCACUUGUACAUGCGGAAUGCAUAUCAGGAAAGGUAGAUGAUGCUCUGAAACUUUUCAAUGAGAUGCCUAGAGAGGGUUUAGUACCAAAUGUGGUGACUUACACAGCAAUGAUUUCUGGCUUAUCGAAAGAGGGCAGAUCAGAUGAAGCCUUCAGAUUAUAUGAUGAGAUGAUAGAGGCAGGCCUUACACCUGAUGCUAGCGCAUAUUCUGCUCUUGUGGGCAGUCUUCAUGGUUGAUGUUUAUUUAGUGUGUGAAGUUGUUCUAGGAACUUGUAAUCAUAAACUUCAAGUAAAUCAGAUUUAGGUAAUUGGAGAUAUAACAGAUUGUUCAUUGUUCAAUAUAUCCUUCAGAUUGUUCAAUAUAUUGCAGGACAUUCUCAGAGAUUCAAUGUGCCUGGCUUGUUGCUUGUUAAUGUAGAUCUUAUGUUGUCCUUGGACAUGGUCCGCCAUAAUCUCAAGGUUUGAUAUUUAUAUAAAACUCACGAAAGAGCAAAGCAUUGCUCAGAUAAUCAGAUUUAAGCUGCUUGAUUCCUCUUAUGAUUUUAGCCCAAUGACCUUAUGAGAGAGGAUAAUCAGGCUAUGGUAUCUGUAAGUAUUCGGAGGACUGUACAGUGUAAGAUCCUUCUCUUUUUGUAGCAACAUGAACGACCUAGAGUGGGUUAGGUUAUGGUGUUUGAAGAUAAGUUCUGUUUACUUACGCGGUCAUGAUGAGAAAACCACUGCUUAGUGUAUUAUCUCAAACUUUAGAGGCAUUUGGUUCAAAAUAUUUUGUUAGUUCACACGUUUUUUAUAUAAGCUAUGUUGCUUCCUUUGUUUCCAGUGCAAUAUUUUCUGGAGAAUGGAAGAACCCGAAGAAAGAAGUGUGUCACCAUGGAGAUGCUGGUGGAUGAUGACAAGUUUGUAGAUUCUUAUCCGGCGGGUUCAUGAAUAAGAGGGGGAGGAGGAGGAGGAUUAUAUCCAUUGGCGGAGCGGGGCAGCUUGUAUAUAUUCCACUUUGAAGGAGUAUUUCCUGGUAUUGGAUUUGACGAGUUUUCUGGUAGUGGAUACGGUUUUAGGCCUUGCUUAAAUGCUAAGGCGGGAUGCUUUGUGUACCAUGCUGCCCCUAGAAUUUGUCGUCAUACUUAAAUUAGAAACUCCAACUUGCUUGGGAUUGAGCAUAGUUGCUUUUUGUUGUUGUUGGUCAAGUAAGAAACUCAUAUGAUGGCUAUUGAUAUAUAUAUAUGUGCAUGAAUUAUUAA
Molecule: messenger RNA, 2907 nt
Organism: Solanum dulcamara
Lineage: Eukaryota; Viridiplantae; Streptophyta; Magnoliopsida; Solanales; Solanaceae
Product: pentatricopeptide repeat-containing protein At2g32630
Exons: 2
Coding region: 86-1906 (606 amino acids)
Molecular function (GO): protein binding
Source: RefSeq, a predicted model, not a curated record